Rhineura floridana is the source of this 6918-nucleotide messenger RNA. It is a transcript of the gene WDR81, whose product is annotated as WD repeat domain 81. Bases 341 to 6046 code for a protein of 1901 amino acids. NCBI's taxonomy places the organism in Eukaryota, Metazoa, Chordata, Lepidosauria, Squamata, Rhineuridae. The transcript is spliced from 11 exons. Gene Ontology annotation, cellular component: mitochondrion. Gene Ontology annotation, biological process: aggrephagy. Gene Ontology annotation, molecular function: phosphatidylinositol 3-kinase regulator activity; protein binding. The record is from RefSeq and is a predicted model, not a curated record.
CUUCCUCACCGCCUUUCCCGCCUGGGAUGACGGAGCAGGAGACUAGGUUGCAUAAUAUUGCAAGAACCCCGGCACCUUUUCUCUCAGGCACGCGCCCCCCCUUCCUGCGUGCGCGUGCACAUAGUUCUCUCUCUUCCUCCGGGGCCACGUGCAGUUUGUGUCUUUUCCCGGGACGCCGCGUCACGUGAUUCGCGCAUCAGCUGAUCCAACAUGGCUGGGAGCAGAGCAAGAUCAGCCGCCGCCGCCGCCGCGGAAGGAGCCCCCGCCCGGUCCGGCUAAGCGCCGCGUCCUCCUGUCCUGUCCCUUCGUUUCCAGGGAAUGGUGUGGUGCCGCUGCCAGGAUGGAUGCCCUCCUCAAGCAGGUGGAGAAGGACUUGAGCAUUGAUGGCAGCCAGCUGGCAGCCUCCGCAGAGAACUCCCGUGUCAUUGCUCUGGUGCCUGUCAAGUGGCUGGUGAGCUUGAAGGAACGGGGGGUGCUGCCCAGCCUGUGCCCACGCCCCGAAGGCCUCAGCGAAGUGGAGGUGCGCACUUGCCUCCAGUACUCGGUGCAGAAGCUGCCCACCGGCUGGACGAGGGUAGAAAUCCACACCCUGAGGAAGGACCGGCUGCGCUAUCAGCUGGCCGUGACCCCCGGCGUGCAGAGCAACCCCAAGGAACGCCCGGAAACGGUCCAUGGGUUCAUGCGCAAUGUGGCUUCUCAGAACUAUCGGAACCUGUGGAAACGAGCGCAUCGCCUGUAUGUCCAGCCAUACUGUCAUGCCCCAGCUCCUCCCACCCUCCCUGCCUUGGAGGUGCUCUGUGGUGCCCUCCAGAAGCUCUAUGGCUGCCCCUUCAUCCCUGUGGGGAGGGGCCCUGCCUGCACCUCCCCUGCUAAAGAGGGUUGCUCGCCCAGCAGGGUCCUGCCGCAUUGCUCGAGCAUCCUCCCGGCAGAAGCUCUGGUGGAGUCCCCAGAGAUGCUCUACCUGCUCUUCCCAUAUGCCCAGUUCUGCCUCCAUGAUAUUGUCACCUUCAGCCCUGCCAAGCUGACCAACAGCCAUGCCAAGCUUCUCUUCAUCCUCUUUCAGGUCCUCCAGGCUAUGCAAGCAUGCCACCAGGCAGGGCUGGCAUGUGGCGCCUUCUCCUUGCACGACAUAGUGGUGGACGAGAAGUUGUGUGCCCAGCUUAGGGUUCAGCUCCAUGAUUAUGAGCGGAUGCCUCAGGAAGAGGAGGAGGUGGGAGAAGGGGAGGCAAUGAGCGCCAAGAAUGUUGAGGGAGGUGGCGCCACAGUAGCAGGGAGUGAGCCCCAGAAGGGACUCGGGGAGCUGGUGCUGGACUGGGUGAAUGGCUGCCUGAGCAACUUUGAGUAUCUCAUGCAUCUGAACCGCUUGGCUGGGCGACGGGUGGGAGACCCCAACUACCACCCUGUUCUCCCUUGGGUGGUAGACUUUACCACCAGGAACUGCCGGUUCCGGGACCUGCGGAAGUCCAAGUUCCGCCUCAACAAGGGAGACAAGCAGCUGGACUUCACCUACGAGAUGACCAAGCAGGCCUUUGUGGCCGGAGGGGGCCUGGGUGGGGAGCAGCCUCAUGUGCCACAUCACAUCUCUGACGUCCUCUCCGACAUCACUUACUAUGUCUACACUGCCCGGCGGACUCCCAAGGCCGUGCUGUGCUCCCACGUCCGGUCACAGUGGGAGCCCAACGAGUACCCGGCCAACAUGGAGCGCAUGCAGGGCUGGACCCCUGACGAGUGCAUCCCCGAGUUCUAUUCCGACCCUACCAUCUUCAAGUCCAUCCACCCUGACAUGCCUGACCUGGAGGUGCCGGCUUGGUACGGCUCCUGUGAGGAGUUUGUCGCGGCCCAUCGGGCUCUGCUGGAGAGAUGGGAGGUGUCUCAAGACCUCCACCACUGGAUCGACCUCACCUUUGGCUACAAGCUGCUGGGCAAAGAGGCUGUCAAAGAGAAGAACGUUUGCCUUCACCUGGUGGACAACCACACACACCUGGCCAGCUACGGGGUGGUGCAGCUUUUUGACCAGCCCCACCCCAGGCGUCUGGCAGGAGCCACACUCCUCCCUGCAGAAGCCCCACUCAUCACAAGGCCUCUCGUCCCGACCAUCCGGGAGACGAGGGUCCUGGAGGACUCCAAGGGCCAGCUGGCCAAUGGGAGCAGUGGGCUGGUCUUAGAAGCGACACCUUGUGAAGGCGGCUGGACUGCAGGCAGAUUCGGGGCGAGUGCAGAAGAAGAGGUGGAGCAGGGAGCUGAGGCGCUGGAGUCCAUCCCUGCAGCAAGCAGAGGCACAGAGCUGCCUGGUCCCUCUGCUCAGCUUUCUGGGAUCCCCACGGAUGGCAAGCCAGUCGGUCGAAGGGCCAAGGCCCCCCUUGCCAUGACCCAAGCGGAAGGGGCAGAGACGAGGAUCGUAGUCCCUGAGGGCUGCAACCUGCUUCAGGCCUUGGAGGAGCUGGAGAAGCGGAAUGCUUUCUUGCUGAGGGGGCUGCACGGGGCAGUGAGCUGGCUGCAGCAGCCACAGCAAAAGAUGCCCGUGGGACCCUCGGACCUGUUCCAGAGGGACAUGCAGGCACUGGGGGUCCUGGUGGCCGAGAUCAUCUUUGCGCCUAAGCUGCGCACCUUGAAGCCGGGCGCAGCGCUGCAGGAGCGCUUUCAGGCUGCCCGGAGGCUGUGCUGGUGUCACCCCAAGGAAAUCCCAGCUCCUCUCCAGCACCUGCUGGAAACGCUGCUGCAGCUGAGAGUCCCAGACUCCCAGCUUUUCAGGCAGGGCGGGGUGGGCGUGGGCAGGAGGCCGCAGCUGUUUGAUUACGAGCCCAUCUGGCAAGGCCUCCCGCCACCGUGCCCAUUGCAGCUGCUGAGUCCUUUCAGCGCCGUCCUGCCCUUCCCAGCCUACUUGCCUGCUCUGCACAAGUUCAUCUCCACCUACCUGUCCCAGAAGGCCGGAGACGAGAGCCAAGGCCGGGAGCUGGUUUUCCAACUGUGGCAGCAGCUGGAAGGGGUGCUGAGCAACAUCACCCCUGAGGGCUUGGAGAUCUUGCUCCCCUUUGUCCUCUCCCUGAUGUCUGAAGAGAAGACGGCUGUCCACGCCGCUUGGUACCUGUUUGAGCCCAUUGCCAAAGCCUUGGGCCCAAAGAACACCAACAAGUAUCUGCUGAAGCUACUGAUUGGGGUCUACGAGAACCCCCGCUGCCUACACGGGCGCUUCUACCUCUACACUGACUGCUUUGUGGCUCAGCUGAUGGCCCGUUUGGGGCUGCAGCUGUUCCUCUCCAACCUCCUGCCCCACAUCCUGCAGAUCCUGGUGGGAGUGGAGGGCCCUGCCCAGGAGGAGAACAAGGCCUUGAUGCUGGGCACGGCUGAAGACAACGAGAGUGGUGGGAGCAGCCCUGGGUCCUGCUCCUUUGGGGAAGAGAUCAAAGUGGACGCAGAGCGGGGCUCGGCCCUGGAGCUGCUCGACUACAUGUCUGGGGUCAGCUUGCACGACCAGGCAUACCUGCCAGAGAGCGAGGACUUCCAGAACGGGCUUUACAUGGCGGAUGCCCUGCAGGAGGCAGAGGAGUCCCUCAGCUUCGGCCACCUGAGUGACAAGAGCAGCGCCAGCGAGGUCUCGCUGGGUGAGGACCGGCCGGCCACUGACGGGGAGUCCCAGAAGGACAAGGCCAGCCUCAAAUCCAUGGACAGCAGCCAGGACUUGAAGCACAGCGAGGAAGAGGAGGGGGGAGAGGAGGAGGAGGAGGAGGAGGAAGAGGAGGAAGGCAGCGAGCGGCAAGGGGAGGAAGAGCAUGAUGACUCCACGUUGGUCACAGAGGAGCCGACACUCUCGAUGGGUGUCAGCGCCUCAGUGGAAGUCAGCCUGGCUGAUGACGACGGAGAGCCGGAGGAUGAAGACUUGCCUGACCAGGAUGGAGACAAGGAGCAGACCGUCUUGCUGGACACAGCCUGCAAGAUGGUGAGGUGGCUCUCGCCCAAGCUGGGGCCCACCACCACGUCCCGCUAUGUGGCCAGGAACCUCCUCCGGCUGCUCACGUCUUGCUACGUUGGUCCCAGCCGGCAGCAGUUUGUGCCAGGGGCCGAAGAGAGCAGCCCUCUGACUUCCGGGAACAUCUACCAGAAGCAGCUGCUGCUGGGGGACGUGGUGUCUGAGCCGGUGCUGGCUUGCCUCAUCCAUAUAGCACACCUGUAUGGAGAGCCUGUCCUUACCUAUCUGUACCUACCCUACAUCAGCUAUCUGGUGGCUCCUGGCGGUGGGGCUGGUGUUGUCCGUUUAAACAGCCGAAAGGAAGCUGGGCUCUUAGCCGCCAUGACGCUCACCCAGAAGAUUGUCAUCUACCUCUCGGACACCACACUCAUGGACAUCCUGCCCAAAAUCAGCCAGGAGGUCCUGCUGCCUGUCCUGGGCUUCCUUACCUCAACCACCAUCAGUUUUCCCAGUGGGGCCCAGGCCCGGGUCACCUUGUGCCUCAAGACCAUCAGCCUUGUGGCGCUGGUUUGUUUACGGAUCGGGUCAGAGAUGGUGCAACAGCACUUGAGCAACAUUCUCGGGAUGUUCUUUGAGACAUUUUCAUUGCCACCGCUGCUGGAGCAGGGCGUGACGUUGGAGCCGCCUGCACUCCAGACGCAGUUGCUCCCCCCGGAUCUGUCUGCUGUGUUGGAGCUGCAGAAGGUCUUCAACCCACAGAUGGCCUACAUCACCUUCAUGCCCUUCUCUUGCUUGCUAGGGGAUGUUAUCCACACCAUUGUUCCAAAUCACGCGUUGGUUGGGCGGCUAGCCAGCCUCUACCAGGAGAGCAUGAACCCUCGGAGCCUGGCCUCCAAGAGUCAGGAUGCAGCUGGGUCACCAGGCCUGGCUUUCUCGGGGCAAAAUGCCCCAGGCACAGACCCCUUCUCCAGCCUGUGUGAGGACACUCACUCGGGCACAUUUGGAAGCGUGCUGGUGGGCAACCGGAUCCAGGUCCCCACAGAAGCCCAGCAGGAGGCCUCUGGCAGCCCCGGCGGCUUCUGCCCUGCUCUGGCGCACAGGGAGGAGAGCACCCUAAAGCAAGAGCUCCUGCGCAGCACCCACCACCUUUGUGGCAACUGGCUGGCCUACUGGCAGUAUGAGAUCGGGGUGAGCCAGCACGACGCCCGCUUCCACUUCCACCACCAGAUCAAGCUGCAGAGCUUUGUGGGCCACACAGGUGCCAUCAAAUGUGUGGCCCCGCUCAGCGGGGAGGACUUCUUCCUUAGCGGCAGCAAGGACAAGACGGUCCGCCUCUGGCCUCUCUACAACCGGGGGGACGGCACACACGAGGCUGAGCCCCGCCUGACCUACUCCCAGCACAAAAAGUCCGUCUUCUACGUUGGCACUUUGGAGACCCCCCAGCACGUGGUCAGUUGUGAUGGCACCAUCCACAUCUGGGACCCCUUCACUGGCAAAGUUGUCCGCACUUUUGAGACCCCGGACUACAAAGUGCCCAUCACAGCUGUGAGUGCCAUGCCACCUCCCUACAGCAGCAUCAGCAUGGCCAGUGCCGACUCGGUGCUGCGCUUCAUUGACCACCGGAAACCAGGAUUGCAGCAUGAAUUCCGACUGGCCUGUGGGGCCAAUGCUGGCCUCAUCCGUUGCCUGGCUGUCAGUCCUAGUGGGCGGAGCAUAGUGGCUGGCUUCUCCUCUGGCUUCAUGAUCCUGCUGGACACCCGGACAGGCCUGAUCCUGAAGGUGUGGCCUGCGCAUGAGGGAGACAUCUUGCAGAUCAAGGCCACGGAGGGCAACAUGCUCAUCAGCUCCUCCUCUGACCACUCGCUGGCCAUCUGGAAGGAGCUGGAGCCAAAGCCGCUGCAGACCUACAAGUCCUCCUCGGAGCCCAUCCACGCCUUCGACCUCUACAGCAACGAGGUGGUGGCCGGGACGGUGGCCAACAAGAUUGGCGUCUAUGCCCUGCAGGAGUUGCUGCCUCCCAGUAUCACCAAGCUGAGCUCAGAAAAUUUCCGGGGGACCCUCACCAGCCUGGCCGUCCUUCCUACCAAGUGCCAGCUUCUGCUGGGCUCGGACAAUGGCACCGUGCGGCUCCUGGCAUAGCCCCGCCUCUCCCUCCUGUCACCUGUGACGUGUCUCCUUCGAGGGAUGGUGGCAGAGCCGCUCUCUGGCUGAGAGAGGGAAGAGGAGACCUUGAUGAGGCCUCCACCCACCUCAGCUGUCCAAGCAGGCUGCUGAGCAGCCAAAGGCCCCCACCCUCCCAUCACCAUAUGUGCCUGACUCUCUUUGGGAACGGAAACCCACUGAGGAGGGACUGGGGUGCCCUCCUCUGCCCCCUCCCUUCCCCCCAUGUGGCAUUCCUGAUCUUUUAACCUUUUCAGGUGGGUUGGAGGGGCAAACGCUUCCUUAAGGGCCAUUGGCCCAAUAACGGUGUCACGCAACACCUUUUCUCCUUGCCUGCCCCACCACCUGCUCCUGUGGGCUCCAUUUUGGCACACCUUUGCUGUUUAUUCUCCCCCAUGGACGAGCUGGUCUCCGUGCAAGGAGGGAGCAGGCCCUGCCCGGGCCAGCUUUACACCUGGAAGGCGGCACAAUCUGGGCACAGGGCAGCUCCUAAUGUUGUUCAGUAGUUGGAACUGGAGAGUCUCUCUCUCUCGACACACACACAGUCCAACUGUGCCCUGCCAUUUUGAGCAUGGGGGGGUGUUACUUGGCAGGGGUAUUGCUGAGUUCUGGCUCCCUCUAUAAUUGGCCUCCCCUGGAUGGUGGGGCUUUUUUUUCUGGGUGGGGGGUGGACAGGAAAACCUUUGAAUUAGUUUGCUCCCCCCUUCCUCUAUGGGGUGGGGAGAACACCUUUAUAAGCACUUGCUCCCUUCUCCUGGGAUUGGGAGGAAGGAGCACCCCACCCCACAAUUGCUGAUUAACUGACUGCAAUAGAUUAUAUACAAAUGUUCUAAUAAACACUCUGAAGCUUG